AUGCUUCGAGCAAGUCGCCAGCGAAAAGCUGCACGUCGUGCCGCAUCCCCAGAACCACCGCUUAUGACCGUGCAAGAGCAAAAAGACAAGAGAACUGAGAUCCUAGAUCAAAUUAUGCGUGAUCAAUGGGUAGAUCGCCCCUGGGACCAGCCUCUGAGCAGUUUAGCCCUUCACGUCAUCAGGUCUAGAGGAUAUGCCCGCCAAGAGUAUAUUGAGCAACAGAUUGCUGAUUUACACAAAUCCAUCAGAAUAAAUCAUUCUAACCAGCUUGUGGCAGCUGAGCGCGAGAAGCAGCAAAAGUCACUGCUGGGAACGGGAUGCAUGAUCUUCAAACAAUUCGGCAUUAAAUACAUGGCGGACAAAUACUGCGAACUGAAUAUGCUCCAAAGGUGGUGGAAGUUCCGGUUCGAAGAACUUGACUUACGUUUUGCCAAGAAGGAAAUUCCUGAGGCUACGUACGUGAAGGCGGCACACGAUUUGUAUGCGACGAUGGUCGAAUUUCUCAACACUUACUGGGAUAAAUUGCUGGAAGAAAGAGUCAAUCUCGAAUAUAACAAGUGGCAUUCGUCAGUCGGACAAUCUUUCCGAGAGGAAAAGAUCCCUAAAGACCAACUUGGUAGAGAGAAGGUCUUCAUCCUCGAGGAUGGCGAGUGGGUCUUUGACCUUCCCGAGAACUCUCCUACAAAAGUUGUUAAAUGCACCAUGGACAUGAUGGACAAUUGGUGCCAAGUACCAAUGAGCAAGACAGUGGAUGGAGCCAGUAUGACCACAGAAUGGAUAAGGGAUGCAUGCAAAAAAAGCAGCAAAAUAUUUGGCUUGACACCGGAACACAGAGGGGAGGCAUCCCCUCCAGAGCCCACCGCCAACCGCAAUGACAACGAUAGCCACACUGAAGGAGGGGAUUCUCUCCCAGAAUCAGAAGGUGAGGAGACCCCGGAUGAAUUCGAAUUCGAAGAACAAGAUCCCAUUCUCGUCGGCCCUCCAGAGAACGGCGAUCGUCUCCGGCCGGCAGAACCAACUCGACCAAGAAAGAACGACGAACGACUCGCUCCUCUGCCCAACGACGAACCAUGGCUCAAGGAAUGGAAAGAUAUGUCAGAAGCUCAGCGGAAGAGUAUGAAGGAGCUUCAUUUUGGACCUAAUAACAAGUACUACCGACCGCGUCCACAUUGGAAUGCUGUGCUGGGCAAUGAUCCUCCUCCAGACGACAAGUCAGACAAUGGUCAAGGCCCAGAACCAGCAGGUCAAAAUGAGCAUUCUACUAACAAUAAUUGGCGAGUCGAUUCUGCAGCUCCACCGAUUAAUGGCUUAAAUUCCUCAGAGGGUGCAGAGCCAACUGAUUCAACGGAGUCGACUACUAGCCAGGAGUCAGCAAAUGGUGCUUCUACUGCUCAAACAGCAAAGGAAGGUGGUCAGCCAAUGCAGAAAACGGGCUCUGAUGCUCCACUAAUGAUUCCUGCCAACGGAAACGGUAGCGAUGAUGGUUCGAAUCCUCCAAAAAAGAAUGGCAGUCUGCCCAAAGGAGAGUGCGCUGGUCCCAGCCGACCCAAAAAGAAAGCCACUCAACCCAAAAGACAGCAUGAUGAGCAAGGAAACGCUAAGGAUGCUAGUGAUGAUGAAAUGCUGAGCGAUGUAGGCGAUAGGUUUGAUGCGGAUGCUGAGAACCGUGUCAUGAAUCGCGAAACCGGAGCUCUUGUUCAAAGCUCACAACCUGCCCCAGCUCCUACUCGGGCUCCUAGAAUACAAGAGGAUACCAUCUUUUCGGCUCCCAUGUCGCCAGAGCCACAACGUGUACCCCGACCACCAACUCAUUCUCAAACCGGAAGAAUAACGAAUGGACGCCGAGGUGGCUUCAGUGACGAUCCUACCGUUCUCAGGCGCCAAAAUCCAUCGUUUAACACUGGUGGUCCUUGGGAUAUCAACAGAGCUGGCUUCAGCAUGCCAGCCAAUUUGCCUCCUGGAGCAGGGAUAGCUAUGAGGCCACCACCGAACCCUGACCCGUUGUCGGAGAUUCAAGUUCCUAGACGACCUGACAUCGGGAGACGUCCAGACAAUAUGAAUGCGUGGCAAAAUAGCCUUGAAGGGGGACGAGAAGGAGUUCGAGCCAGAAGUAAGACGCGAGAGAGGGAGAGGACUGCUUCGGAAAUGCCUGAUCCUUCUGGAAUAGGGUUUAUGUCUGGGAGCAAUGGACCAACUAUGCAGGUACAAUCAAUGCCCAAUGUUUCUGCUAACCAGGCUCAACCGGUAUCCAACCCUCAAAGUCAGAAUGUGCCAAUAUUGCAGGGACAACCACCCCAGGCUGGUUACUCUCAUCCCACAACAAACUCUGGUGCUACAUCACGAGCCGGAGCGAAUGGAAAUCUGCGUGGGGAUAUUCUCUAUGUCCCGAAUGGUGACGGUACAUUGAGAGAGACAGCGCCACCCCGAGGAGUAAAGCGUCCAAGAACCACUUCGCAAGACGUCGACUCACAUCGACGCCCGCCUGCCCGAGGAUAUGGUGGGAUCCCUAUGUCGCAGUUGAGAAGUCAUCCUGGGUACAACGGAAUGCCACAAUACCCCCAAUACCCACAACAAACACAACAACAAGGACCGUACAGUGGCAUAAACGGUGGUCGAGCUCAAAUGCAUGGCAACCUGUCUCAAAGAUAUCAACAUCCUGGCAAUCCUGGUUUUGCGAAUGACUUUCAAAAUCCGCAGAGUAUGCAAGAUGGUCGUUCUAUGACUGGUCACAAUGGAUUUGCAUAUGGUGGUAUGGGAGUUUCUCAAAUGCCUUCACCUGCACUCUGGAAUGGCCAUUCGAACAUGCAAAGCUAUCAGCCGAGUCCGUUCUCUAGCCAAGCAUCGUCGCAGAGUCCCUUUAACCAACAGUACGGUGGAGCUAUCCCCGCUCCAAACCCUUAUCUCUCCAAUGAGAACCGCUGGGUUGACGCCUUCAACGUACCGAAUGGACAAGUACAAACAUUCCCAGAUGCGAACCGACCCAUGGCCCAUCAGGGACUUGCUCAAAGGAGGCCAGAUUAUCAGAUUGGGGACGAAAGAAUGAUGAGAUCUACGAACAAUCCCCGAAACAACGUGCACCAGUACAACAUGCAAUGGCCUCGAAUUCAUCAAGGCAGUAGCCGUUGGCGGUCUCAGGAUAGUCUACAUCCGUUUCAAAUACCUCCUCAAAACAUGGGCCAAAUGAACCCGAGAAUGGCAGGACAAUCAAAUUCCAUAGUUGGGAAUCCUACUCACCCGAAUGGAGUCUUGUCGCUCAGAACAGAGCCAACGUCUCAAGAUAUGAGUCAAACUCCGGUUCCGAAUGGUCUUCGCCCUCAUUAUGGAGCCCGGAACACUACUCUCAAUCCUCCCCAAGCUAAUGGAACAUUCAUCAGGCAAGUUCAGAAUGCUGCGAGCCAUCGACCAGCGUCUGCUGUUCCAAACGGCCGACAACUCAACGGAACAUCUGCAGGUCAUAAUCAGAGUGGUGCUCGUCCUCAUUCUACAUCUGCCGCUUUGAGCAAUGGCCAACCCAAUGGAUCACAAGCGACUCCUUCAGGAUUCUCGAGCACGAAUGAAGGGCAAGCCAAUGCUCCAGCUCCUCCAAAAAGUCGAGGAAGACCUCCAAAGGACCCUGCAAAGAAAAGUCAAACUCAAAGACCACUUCAAGCGCCAGCGCAGCCUCAGCCUGCACCUCCGCCCCCUGGGUCUCCUAGAUUGGAUUCAGUUGACGGGUUUCGCAGAGAGCAAUCUAUGUAUUACCAACCACAACCAAUUCAGGGAACCAAUGGAUUUCUGGAUGGCAGGCCAUUGGCUGUCCAAAAUCCCGAGCUCUGGCGGCGAACGCACCCAGUUCAGCGACCGGCUUCCGGCCCGGCUCUGACGUAUACUCCAGCAAUGCCUGGCCCUAGACGUCGACCGUUAGAUGUUAUGUUGCCAUCUAUGGGGUCAGAAGGAGAAGAGGAAGUAUCUCGUCCGCCACCACAGCCAACGCCUGCUGAACGAGACCCUUCUCCACCACCACCACCAUCGCAAUAUGUAAACGGCGUAAACCUCGACGCCUUCUUCAACGAAAUAAUCCACGGUCUCUUCUCUGACGGUGAAGACGAGAAUGGGAACAAGUAA
Hyaloscypha bicolor E is the source of this 4104-nucleotide messenger RNA. RefSeq lists its product as uncharacterized. The transcript has a single exon. The record is from RefSeq and is a predicted model, not a curated record. Lineage: Eukaryota; Fungi; Ascomycota; Leotiomycetes; Helotiales; Hyaloscyphaceae. Bases 1 to 4104 code for a protein of 1367 amino acids.